Messenger RNA from Acipenser ruthenus (sterlet), 1437 nucleotides. Its product is annotated as RING finger protein 223-like. The record is from RefSeq and is a predicted model, not a curated record. Gene Ontology annotation, molecular function: ubiquitin protein ligase activity. Bases 841 to 1431 code for a protein of 196 amino acids. Gene Ontology annotation, biological process: protein ubiquitination. Lineage: Eukaryota; Metazoa; Chordata; Actinopteri; Acipenseriformes; Acipenseridae. The transcript has a single exon.
GGGGGGGGGGGUCAGAUUUCCCAGUACCAGAGAUGAACAGCUGCUGAAAUCUCAACUGGAAACUCAGAGGCUACCCUGAAACCCCCAGAGCAGGAUUGAUCAACACACAACCUGGCUUGUUAGGUCUAAAUCCAUUGACAGAGCAAGGAAACGACAUGGAUUUAAUACAAGCCUGACUGUGUGGAAAUCUAGCGCAAGUCUGAUUCAAGCAGCAACUAAUUAUGAACAGAGAAAAAUACACGCGGCGAUAAAGCCGAGCCGACUGGACAGCAUGCAACAGAAAAGCCAAACAGAACUGGCUGGUGAGUGACUGUGUCAGAGGAAAGCGGUGAGCCGUCCUGUUUAUAAGAGCUGCCUGGGAGACUUUACCCCUCGUUACUCCUGUUUACCAGAUCCAGUUUCAAACUGUCGAUCACUCACGGCAGAACAAUGGCUGUUGUAACUCCUGGUUACAAGAUGAGUAUACUGUAAAUACAUAAAGGCUGUGCAGAUUUACCACACAUACGGACAGCACACAGGGAAGUGAUUCUAAUACUGUGUGUUCGAGUGCAUUGAGAUACACACAGACUGGUUGUUGAACUGGUAUUAAGGGUGCCCUGUGAGACGAGAUGAAAUGAUGGAACUUGAAGUUAUAUAGAGCUUUUCAUCCCAUCUGCAUGUGCCUCUUGUGUAAUUUGGAGUGGAGCCAUUUCACAGCCAGCACUUUUCACUGCAGCUUUGACAUUGGCACUGGGAGUCAAUCAGUGUCAAUCUAGUGGACAGAGAGGAAUAACCGGCAUCCUUUCACCUUCUCCUCCUCCCAACCCAGAGGGGGGGGGGGGGGGGGGCUCUCUGUUUGAGAUGGCCGAACUCCAGCCCCCUAACCUCGAGUGUCCCAUCUGCUUCGCCCCCUAUGACAACGCCUUCAAGACUCCCCUCAAGCUGCCUGUCUGCUCCCACACCUUCUGCCUGGAGUGCCUGUCUCAGAUGUGCCUCUUCCUCAAGCCCUUACAGAUCUUCCACUGCCCCCUCUGCAGGGCCCCUGUCCCUGUCCCGCCUGGAGGGGCCCCCAGCAUGCCGCCCAACAUGGAGGUAGUGUCCCAGCUGCCCCCCUCCCAGCGCGGGCCCCUGCGUAGAGUCUGGCUCCAGGGGUCCCAGCUCUGCUACUGGAAGCUGCAGCCCCCCUACAGCGAAGGGCAGGAGGAACUCGGGCAGGACGCGGUAGUCCGGCUCCAACUGAUCCAAGCCCCCCCGGGCCAGCCGAGCCCCCCCAGGCAGGCUGACCUCAUCCCAGUGAGAGCUCAGCGCAGGCUGCUCUUCAGACAGGCCUGUCGCAACGUCUGGUGUCUGGGCAUGGUGCUCCUGAUCUCCACCAUCAUGCUGUUCUCAGCCAUCUUCUUCCCUGUUUACACAAACUGGCACUGGAAUAAGAACUCAGGCAGGCCGGGCUGAAAGGGA